This is a messenger RNA of Ostrinia furnacalis (Asian corn borer), 1363 nucleotides long. RefSeq lists its product as uncharacterized. Gene Ontology annotation, cellular component: chitin-based extracellular matrix. The record is from RefSeq and is a predicted model, not a curated record. Gene Ontology annotation, molecular function: structural constituent of chitin-based larval cuticle. Lineage: Eukaryota; Metazoa; Arthropoda; Insecta; Lepidoptera; Crambidae. The transcript has 8 exons. Bases 53 to 1237 code for a protein of 394 amino acids.
GCAGUUUGGGUACAACGUGAGCAGUCGGAUUUGACUGAACUAGAAAAUUAAGAUGCUCCGCUUAUUACUUUGCGUAUUGGCGUGUUGGAUGGCGCUGAGCGUGGCGCGGCCUGCUGACCCCACACCUACAGCGGCCGCCGUCAUCCCCCCUUUAGGUUCCACCCCCUUCCUCCCAGGCGGCAUCAACAACCCCCUAAACCCUUACUACAACCAGUACAAAUAUAACAACGCCGCUGGACCAGCUAUCCCCAUCCUGACUUAUUCUAAUGAACACAACCCCGAUGGAUCUUACUCUUUCAGCUUCACAACUGCUGACGGCAAGCAGGCGCAAGAAGCUGGAUACUUGAAAGACGCGUACAUUGAUAAUAAUGGGGAGCCUCAGGGAACUCAGGUCGUUCAAGGAAGCUACGCAUACAUUUCCCCUGAAGGCACCCCAAUCCAGGUGACUUACGUAGCUGAUGAAAAUGGUUUCCGUCCAUCAGGAGUGCAUAUCCCCGCUGACGGCAAAGCCCUACCCCCGCUCCCAGCGUUCGCCGACGCGAGAAACAGGAGCAUCUACGACCCAGAAUAUAACAGAUACAACAACCCCUACUACAACAACCGCUUCGGCGCUUUCAACCGCCCCUACGACCCUCGCUACCCCUACGACCCUCGGUACCCCUACGACGCGCGACAACAGUACGACGGCAGAUACAACCCUAACUAUAACAGAUACAACCCCUUCCGCCCCGCCAUACCGCUUAACGAAGCGGCUAAAGAAGAAGCGAAGAAAGAAUUGGCAGUUCUUGCGCUGGUGGGUGUAGCGAGAGGUGACGUCAGCAGUUUCCAGCCAUACCAGUCGCAGCAGCAGCAGCAGCAGUACACCACUGAACCCAUCCCCAUCAUCAGACAGGAGCAGGUCAUCAACCCUGAUGGAUCAUAUAAGUGGAGCUAUGAAACUGGCAAUGGAAUAGCAGCCGAAGAGCAAGGGUAUGUUAAGAACCAAGGAGUGCCUGACCAGGAAGUUCAAACUGCCCAAGGACAAUAUCAGUACACCGCCCCUGACGGCCAGGUGAUUCAGCUUCAAUACUUAGCUGAUGAAAAUGGAUUCCAACCACAAGGCGCUCAUCUGCCCACUCCUCCCCCCACCCCACCAGCGAUUCAGAAGGCUCUGGAGUAUCUCGCCACUCUGCCACCCCCCAACGAACGCAAUGAACCCAGCCCCAAGAACUUCGGCAUUCAAUAUUACCACCAAUAGAUCUAUAAUGCUUAGUCAAUGAAGAACAAACAAAGUAAAGAGGCUCAAAGAAUAAAUGUAUAACUAGCAAAUUAGAAUGUUUGUGAUAAACGAAAAAAUAAAAAAAUAUCAUGUUAUCCCUUAGAA